Messenger RNA from Cydia pomonella (codling moth), 3794 nucleotides. It is a transcript of the gene S6kII, whose product is annotated as ribosomal protein S6 kinase 2 beta. The record is from RefSeq and is a predicted model, not a curated record. The coding region runs from base 138 to 2444 and encodes 768 amino acids. The transcript has 14 exons. Gene Ontology annotation, molecular function: ATP binding; ribosomal protein S6 kinase activity; magnesium ion binding. Lineage: Eukaryota; Metazoa; Arthropoda; Insecta; Lepidoptera; Tortricidae. Gene Ontology annotation, biological process: protein phosphorylation; intracellular signal transduction.
ACCCGCAAUGCUUUGAUUUGAUUCGUCUGUCUCAGUCUGUUUAUGAAUGAACAAACAUGGUGGUCUAGUUUAUAAUCAAAUUUGCAAAAAUAUUAUUAGAUUUUCCUUUGAAGGUUUAUUUGUGAUCGAUAGUAAUUAUGCCACUAGCAAACUCCUCAGAUCCAUGGCGAAUGCAGAAUGUUGGAGACAACAGGGGUAUAUCACAGACAGCCAACAGUCUUCCAAUGGUGGUGGAGAACUCGGCAGAGUCGCGUCAGGCGUCCACAGCAGAGAGCUUGGAUUCGGCCGCCGAGAUCAGCUGUGAGAGGGAGGUUGAACUCCAGGAUGUCGUCAAAGAAGGCCACGAGAAAGCAGACCCGUCUCAAUUUGAAUUGCUCAAAGUUCUCGGAGAAGGUUCCUUUGGAAAAGUUUUCCUAGUCCGGAAAGUAACCGGUGCUGAUGCAGGCACACUCUAUGCAAUGAAGGUACUUAAAAAAGCUACCCUAAAAGUGAGAGAUAGAGAACGUACAAAAAUGGAGAGAAAUAUAUUAGUAGACAUGGGUCAUCCAUUUAUUGUAAAAUUACACUAUGCAUUUCAAACUGCUGGAAAACUUUAUUUAAUAUUAGAUUUUUUACGUGGCGGUGACUUGUUUUCAAGACUUAGUAAAGAGGUAAUGUUCACAGAGGAGGAUGUUAAAUUUUAUUUAGCGGAGUUAGCUUUAGCGUUAGAACAUGUGCACAAAUUGGGCAUUAUAUACAGGGAUCUUAAGCCAGAGAAUAUUUUGUUAGAUGCCGACGGUCACAUUGCACUUACUGACUUUGGCUUAUCUAAACUUCCACCAAGUAGUGAUAAAGCUUAUAGCUUCUGUGGUACAGUUGAGUACAUGGCACCAGAAGUUGUCAAUAGAAGAGGUCAUACAUUUGCUGCGGAUUGGUGGUCUUUUGGAGUACUUAUGUUUGAAAUGUUAACUGGAAAUUUACCAUUCCACGGUUCUACGAGGCACGAAACAAUGACGCAAAUAUUAAAAGCGAAGCUUGGCAUGCCAUCCAACUUGAGUGAGGAAGCACAAUCUUUGCUCCGAGCGUUGUUUAAACGGACACCACAAAAUAGGCUGGGAGCGGGCCCAAAUGGUAUAGAGGAUGUGAAGAACCAUGAGUUCUUUGCAAGUAUAGACUGGGAUGCUCUGUUGAAGAAAGAGGUAAUCCCUCCCUUCAGACCGGCCGUGUCGCGAGCCGACGACGCCUUUUACUUUGAUUCGGAGUUUACUUGUCGCACGCCGAGGGAUUCCCCUGGGGUGCCUGCCUCCGCCAACGCUCACGAACUUUUCAGAGGUUUCAGCUUCGUAGCGCCGUGCCUACUCGACGAUGACAAUAAUAAAACCGUUACAAAUACAACGCAGAACAAUGUCGUGCAAAACAAUAAGACUUCCACUGAGGAGUUUUUGGCGGGCUUCGUUAAUAGGAAUAAUUUCUUUGAUGAAUACCGGUUAAUGGGUGAACUAGGUACUGGGUCGUUUUCAGUAGUCCGCCUUUGUGAACACAAGGCGUCAAGAGUGCAAUAUGCUGUUAAAAUUAUGGACAAGAUGCAGUACGACCCGCGCGAAGAAAUCGAAAUUUUAUUAAGAUACAGUCAACACCCGCACAUCAUAACCCUCCGUGGCGUCUACGAAGAAGGCGCCCGAAUUCUCGCCGUCACCGAACUAUGCCGGGGCGGAGAAUUGCUCGAGCACAUCACACAGCGGCGCUACCUGCCCGAGCACGAGUGCGCGCCCAUCCUGCGCAACGUGCUGCACGCGGUGCACUACCUGCACAGGCACACCGUGGUGCACAGAGAUAUAAAACCAUCAAACAUACUAUUCGCGACGGCUGAAAAAAGGCCCGAGGACAUCCGCCUGGUUGAUUUUGGACUAGCGAAGCAGUUGCGUGCAGAGAACGGGUUGCUCAUGACUCCCUGUUAUACGGCCAAUUUCGUUGCCCCAGAGGUCUUAAAACGAGCUGGUUACGAUGCUGCCUGCGAUAUCUGGAGUUUAGGUGUGUUGGCAUACAUCAUGUUAUCUGGCCGAACACCGUUUGCUUCGACCGGGGACGAUAGCCCUGAAGCUAUUCUGACAAGAAUUGAAUCUGGAAAGGUUGAGCUGUCAUCCGGCGUUUGGCGCUCCGUGUCGAGCGAAGCGAAGGCGUGCGUGCGCCGCAUGCUCCAGCUGGAGCCGGCGCACCGGCCGCGCGCACACGAGCUCCUGCGGGAGUCUUGGCUCAGCAGCUCCCGAGCGCCCCCCGAGGCGCCGCCACAGCCGGACCUAGACGAUCCGGUGCCUCCUGAAGACCUGCGCCGUGCUGUAGACCUCACCUUCCAGGCGAUGACGUCGUCGCCGAUGACGCCGCAGGUGCUGGGCCCGGUGUCGCAGUCCACGCUCGCGCAGCGCCGCAGCAAGCCGCAGAGACGCUUCCCGCCUACUCAGCUUUAAAUACGGUAUACGAACUCAUUUUAACCAAGUCUUUACCACAAAAAGAUCUCGUGGCGUUCCCUGAACUGCAUAACACACCGAAAUACGUAUUAGAUCUAUUUUCGUCCCUGUCAGCGAUGGGUCAAGAGAGAACAAGCGUCCUACGUGCGAUUGUUUCCCCGUUAGUUUCGAAUGUUAUAUGUUGUCUUAUCGAUGUUUCUGGAUAUGAGUCAUGUGAAUGUGAAGAUAUGAAAUUAGCUUUAUUUAAACGGGAAGAAAUAAUCGUAAUAUGAAGUUUAAUGUAAAAAUUAAUCGCCUGAAGAUUCUAGCAUAAUAUGAGUCGUAAUAUUUAUUUGGUAAAAUAAAAUUUGUGAUUUAAUUAUUAGUGAAUUGAAAGGUAGAUUGCAUUUUCUUGUAAGACACAUUGCAGCAUUCCAUUCGUUUCCGUUUUAGUCCUUAGCAGUUUUAUUAGUAAAUGUGAAAGUAGUCUUCCUGCAAAACAUUUGGAAUUAGUAUGUUGCUAUUUUAACUUUGUUUUUAGUCAUUUUACUUGCCCACCCAACGACAUAACUUGUCCCUUUGUGCCAUUAUAUCUAUAUACUACGAUCGAUUGAUAAAUUAAAUACAAAUUUAGUAUAGACCUAUCCUCAUAUAUUUUUAUGUUCUAUUUAUGUCACAAACAAAGUACCUAAAUUUAGUACAACGUUUAUAACUGGAAUAGCUUUAUUUUUGUAAAGUAUUACUCUUGAUGCAUUCGCGGUACUUCGUCCCUUUCUUUUAUUUUACCUUUACUCUUAAUGAAAUGUUGUUUAUAUUUUUGUAAGAUUUUGAGUAUUCAUUAGCUUUAAGAUAUUUAGAUAAUUAGGAUUAAGUAUAUCGAAAUACUUAAAAAGGGCUUUUAUUAACAUAGUUUAACUAUAGUAUAGGGUUCGUGUUUACAACACAUCACAUACGUCAAUCUAAUUCAUCUCAUCAUAUCUUCUCGUUGUAAUCAUCAAUCCACUCAUAUCAAGGCCUAACUUGCUCACAAAUGCAUAACUAAUGCAAAAAUCUUCCAAAUUGUUUAAAUCUUAAAUAUUUAUUUUAUGUUAUAUAUUUUGAGUAUCAUUUAGAUUAGAUUAGAUCAUAAGACAACCGUAAAUAUUUUUGUAUUAAGAGGUAGACAUGCGAAUCGGAUCCAGUGUGCUUAGCGCCAUGUUUUUCUUGUAACCAAUUCCAUUUAUCGGUGUAGGUAUACAUUGGCGAUUCGGAAUAAAGACAUAAUACGAGCCCAAAUGCAAAAGAGUUCGUCUAGUCACUUGCAAAGCGACGACUUUUUUAGGGUUCCGUAGCCAAAUGGAAAAAAACGGAACCCUUAUAGAUUCGUCAUAU